AUGUCCUCACCAAAACCACCACCAAGCGGCGUAUGGGCGCCUGCUAUCACAUUCUUUGAUCAUGACACCGACACAUUGGACACCGAGUCUCAGGCGGCUUAUUACUCAUAUCUCUCUAAGACGGGCCUAGCAGGCCUUGUCGUCCUCGGAACGAACGCCGAGACCUUCUUGUUGACGCGUGAAGAACGCAAGGAGUUAUUGCAAACAGCUCGUCAAGCAUGUGGACCAGACUUUCCCAUCAUGGCUGGUGUUGGUGGGCACUCAACGAAGCAAGUUCUCGAGUUCAUUGGCGAUGCAGCGGAAGCUGGAGCCAACUAUGUCCUGCUUCUACCCCCAGCCUACUUUGGCAAGCAAACGACACCAGAGGUUAUCAACAACUUCUUUGAUGAUGUAGCCACAAAGAGCCAGCUUCCAAUCGUCAUCUACAACUUCCCUGUCGUUUGCAAUGGUAUCGACUUGGACUCUGCCACCAUUGCUGCCUUGGCCAAAAAGUACAGCAACAUUGUUGGCGUCAAGCUCACUUGCGGAGCUGUAGCCAAGAUUACCCGUCUUUCAGCAGAGCUUCCAGAGGAACGCUUCUCGAUCUACGGUGGCCAAUCUGACUUCUUGAUCGGAGGACUAGCAGCUGGGUCACAUGGCACCAUCGCCGGAUUCGCCAAUGUUGUUCCUAAGACAAUAGUACACAUUUACAAUCUCUAUCAAGACGGCAAGUUUCAAGAAGCCAUGGCUCUGCAUAAGAAAGCUGCACUCGCUGAGCAACCCUGUAAGGCGGGUAUUGCAGCAGUCAAGUACGCUGCAACACUUAGCACUGCAAAGGCUGCGGGGAUCAAGGGCGCGGCAAACAAGCUCAAACCAAGAAGACCUUAUGUAGAACCAUCUGAUGCUGCAAAGAAGAGCAUUGAAACUCAGAUUGCCGACAUGUUGGACUUUGAGGCUACGCUGAAGCCAGCGAUAGAGAAUGGACACACAAAUGGGACAGCGAAGGAGGUAACUAAUGGGGUUACGAAUGGAGCACACAAUGGUGUGGCGGUUCAUUGA
Messenger RNA from Fusarium pseudograminearum CS3096, 1038 nucleotides. RefSeq lists its product as uncharacterized. Gene Ontology annotation, molecular function: 4-hydroxy-tetrahydrodipicolinate synthase activity. Bases 1 to 1038 code for a protein of 345 amino acids. Lineage: Eukaryota; Fungi; Ascomycota; Sordariomycetes; Hypocreales; Nectriaceae. The record is from RefSeq and is a predicted model, not a curated record. The transcript has a single exon.